Molecule: messenger RNA, 2223 nt
Organism: Chlamydomonas reinhardtii
Lineage: Eukaryota; Viridiplantae; Chlorophyta; Chlorophyceae; Chlamydomonadales; Chlamydomonadaceae
Exons: 14
Coding region: 227-1723 (498 amino acids)
Biological process (GO): GPI anchor biosynthetic process
Cellular component (GO): glycosylphosphatidylinositol-N-acetylglucosaminyltransferase (GPI-GnT) complex
Molecular function (GO): phosphatidylinositol N-acetylglucosaminyltransferase activity
Source: RefSeq, a predicted model, not a curated record
AUCCCAAGUUUGUCCUUGUCUGCAGCUCGUGAUUGCAUGAAUUCUGCACGAUACAGUAUUCCGUGCUGAACAAUAAAGGACAAUUAUGUAAAACCCAUACUGUAGCUUUAGAAAUUGACAGCUAAUAACUGUGAGAGCCUCUGACCACUCUGCACCUCGACUAAAUGAGCACUAGAUUGCAGCAUGAAGAGCUCUAAGCUGGACGAAACGUUCGUGGGGGACGAGCAUGGCUACAGCGGCGCGUCAGCACCGCGUGGUCAUGGUCAGCGACUUCUUCUACCCCAACUUUGGCGGAGUAGAGAACCACAUCUACCAACUCUCGCAGUGCCUUAUCCACCAGGGCCAUAAGGUGGUUGUGGUGACUCACGCAUACGGAGACUGCUUGGGCGUGAGGUACCUCACCAAUGGGCUCAAGGUCUACUACCUGCCCCGCCUGCCAUUCUACCAGCAGAGCUCCUUCCCCAGCCUGCUGGGCUGGGCGCGGCUACUGCGGGCCAUCUGCAUGCGCGAGCGCGCCACGCUGCUGCACGGACACCAGGCCUUCUCCACCCUGGCUCUGGAGGCUUGCAUCCACGCCAGCAGCCUCGGGCUCAAGGUGGUGUUUACGGACCACUCGCUGUUCGGCUUCGCGGACGCCGGAUCCAUCCUGCUCAACAAGGUGCUGAAGGCGGUCCUGGGCGCGGACGUGCACGGCGUCAUCUGCGUCAGCCACACCAGCAAGGAGAACACGGUGCUGCGCGCCUGCCUGCCGCCCGCCGCGGUGGCAGUCAUCCCCAACGCCGUGGACACGUCGCAGUUCACGCCCGACCUGUCUAUGGGCGCGUUGCCCUGGCCGCGCGACCCCGAGGCGGAGGAGGUGGUGCUAGUGGUGCUGUGCCGCCUGGUGUACCGCAAGGGCAUCGACCUGCUGAGCCUGGUGCUGCCGGCGGUGUGCGAGCGCCACCCGCAUGUGCGAGUGCUGGUGGGCGGCGACGGACCCAAGCGACAGCUACUGGAGAAGGUGAUUGCGGACCACGGGCUGCAAUCACGUGUUUUGCUGGAGGGCGCUGUGCCGCACGAGCGAGCGCGGGACUUCAUGGUGCGCGGCCACGUGUUUGUGAACGCCAGCCUGACGGAGGCGUUCUGCAUGGCGCUGGUGGAGGCGGCGGCGGCGGGGCUGGUGGUGGUGUCCACCGCGGUGGGUGGAGUGCCGGAGGUGCUGCCGCCUGACAUGAUCGUGCUCACGGACCCGUCCGCGGAGGGGCUGCUGGAGGGCAUCGAGCGCGCCAUCCAGCGUGUGCCACAUCAGCGCCCCCUGGAGCAGCACCUGCGCGUUCGGCAAAUGUACGACUGGAAUGACGUAGCUUGCCGGACCGCGGCGGUGUACGACCGUGUGGCGGCCUCGUGCCGUGACGACAGCGUGCCCGCCCGCUUGGGCAGGUACUUAGCCGCGGGGCGCUGGGUUGGGGCGCUGUUUGGGGUGGUGGCGCUGAUGAGCGUGCUGCUGCUGCGCCUGGCGCAGUGGUGGCAGCCCGCCAGCGCCAUUGACGUCGCGCCCGACUGGCCCGCGCGGCACUCGCAAGCCACAUGUGGUGGUGGCGGUGGUGGCGGCACUGGCGCGCCUAACAACAUGCAAGAGGCCACGCCUGAUGUGCAGCGAAUGAGAAGUGGCAAACAGGCAGCGGGUAAGGGGGCGGUACAAGAAGGAUGGCAAGCCCCUGGUGGCACCGCCAAGCGAGUGUAGGGAUGCAUUGGAACCCAGCAGCGUACGCUGUGCAAUGCGCGCAAGCAUUCUGCAGACGAAAUACUAACCACCACAGAGUUCCUGCUGUAUGGGUAACAGCUGCGCCCUAGCCAGAGUAGGUAUUGCUGACAUUAAUCAACGGCCGAGUCAGGAGGUAUUCGUGGUUGAUACCCUCUCAUGUUUACAUUGGUGGCCAAUAUGGUAGCGCUCGAGUGUGGGCGUGGUGUUUGAGACGCCAAUGACCGCUGUCCAUGCAGCGCCUAUUGACGUGUGCCGCCACUCAUGCAACGCCACUGUACGUGCAUUGCUUGAAUGCUUUCGAAGAACUUGCGCAAGCGUAGAAUUAUUCGCCGGUUGAUAUCUAUCCGUGGUAAUGGUGCAAAAACUGUUGUUUGUGUGCGUGUGUGUGUGUGUGUUAAAGAGCACAAGGAGAAGGUUGCGCAAAGACAGUGUAUGCGAUGCAGCAAAGCGACGGUUUACGGAUGUUACCUGAAGUUACC